Messenger RNA from Episyrphus balteatus (marmalade hoverfly), 999 nucleotides. RefSeq lists its product as uncharacterized. NCBI's taxonomy places the organism in Eukaryota, Metazoa, Arthropoda, Insecta, Diptera, Syrphidae. The record is from RefSeq and is a predicted model, not a curated record. The transcript has 4 exons. Bases 116 to 856 code for a protein of 246 amino acids.
AAACAACUCCUUGUUUCGCCCACCAAACAUCAAACAAAAAAAGAAAACUAGCAAAAAUUAAUUAAUUUUUUUAUAAAAAUUUAUUAAAAAAUACAAAUUUCUUGCCCAUAAAAAAAUGUCUGAUUUACCACAAUCAAAAUUAUCUCCAGAAUCACCAACAGCAAUUCCAGCUGUCGAAAAACCACAAGAAAAACCGGGUUCUUCGAAGAAAAAAUCCCGCAAUUCUUCCGAAGGCAAACCUUUAACACAGUACAAUCGUAAAAUGAUAAUGAAUCACUUAAAAGACAAUGGAUGUGAUCCCAAAAGUUGUGCCAAUGCAACUAAAAAUACAAAAAUUUCUCCUGAAGAUGCUGCAAAGUUUGUAAAUGAAAAGCAAAAAGCUGCACAAGAUCAUGUCCAUGAAGAAUGCAACUCUGUUUGCUACAAAAACAUCAACAGCUGGCUGGAGUAUUACAAAUCCAAGAAUUUCAAUCACGAGGCUAAAUAUGAGAGUGCUCUGAUUAUGAUUGCUAUAGCCGACAUGGAACACCAUCCAAAUCCAAAAGACAAUGGAGGAGUUGAUUUUCAAAAAAUAUACAGAUUCCUUGGCGAUGUCAUGCUCGGGAAUCCAACUCCGGAACUGAACACAGAAUCGAAGGAAUACCUUGGUCAGGAAUUCGAAAGUCUCAUAAACAUGGCCAAUACCACACAAGGAGAUACCGACACAAAGAAGCUCCAUGAGAGUAUUGAAAAGAAAACAAGUCAAAUAUUUCCACAACCAACUCUCGCUGAGAAGAAAAAACGUAGAGAAUUUGGUAGUUUGGAUCCAAUGUGUUUAGAUCCUUUUAUUAGUUCCACCGAAAGGGAAAAAAAUUAGAAUUAAUCAAAAAAAAGUAUUGCAAAUAUAAUAAAAAACUCUCAUUUUUUUUACUUUAAGUUAAUGCACAGCACAUACACAACCAUACAUACAUUACCUUAAUACAAUUAUUAUUAUAAUAUUAAAAUUUUAAUGAAAGAUAA